AUGCCCGAGCCAAAACGACAUCCGGAGUCUCUGCCCGGCCGCCGCAACUUACCACGCGCUUCUCAUGCAUGUCAGCGUUGCCGUGUGAAAAAGGCAAAGUGUGAUCAACGGCAGCCAUGCUCAAACUGCAUCAGGCAUCUCCAAGAGUGUACUUAUGGUCUUCGAAGGCGGAAUGACCGGAACAGAAAUAGCACCGCGACGAGUCCGGGUCGUCGAGAAACACGAAGUGUGCAAAGCACUCCAUCCGGACCAUCGAAUCGAGAGGGUGAGAUCCGGCGUUCAAGUGAGACUUUGGGACACACGGAAGAAUCACACGACCUGGUAUUUGCGCCACAACUACUGCCUGACAACACUGAUGUAGUAGGCGACGUCAACCAGCACACUCAUGGGACAGAGUUCUACGGCACUUCAUCCAACUUUGUGCUUCUCAAUCAGUUCUUUGCCUACGCACAGCAAAAUCUUCCCCCGGGACAUGCAAGCCCUACCAACCGAAGGGAAACGUCAUAUCUAUCACCCGCCAGUGCAGGAGCCGGCGAUCAAUCCUCUUUACGGGACCAAAACAGCCCGUGGAGAUCUGGUGGUAUUGUUUCCGGGCCUGGUCUCGCUGUUCGGUCGCCCGUGUCCAUUGUAAACCUCCUUGCCAAUGAGGAAGCACUCGAACCACCUUCAAGGCCAAAAACGCCGCCGCAUGUCACGGAGAAUGGACAGAAUGUUACUGGAGGUCCUUCUGGUAUCGCAAACCGCGCCAGGAGUGGCAGUGGAGAGAGUGGUACCAACUAUCGACCGACUACUCAUCUUGCCGCAAAGGAAAGAUCUGGACAAGAGAGUCAUCUUCAAGUGGCCAAGAGAAGAUUAGAGCGGGAGUAUGUCCGAGUAUUCAUGAGCAACUUACAUCAUAUCCACCCGAUGCUCGAUCCAGUUGCGUUCGCAACACGAUGCGAGGAAGUGAUAUGGAGUGUACACACACCGCUUGAGAAGAACAAAGAUCUCAGACAUUUCUUUGCCCUGUACAACAUCGUGGUGGCAGUCGGGGCCCUCAUUGCAGAUUCUAGUAUAAGUCUAGCCUUCGAGGCAGACAUCAACCUAUGCAUGAAACUACCAGCACAAGGCCAGAACUCAAGUAUACCUCUCUCCAGCCAGGCGCUGUCGAAGACGUACUUCAGAAAGUGCAGAGCCUUACUCGGAGAUGUAUUUGAAGUUUGUUCGUUGGAAAGCGCUCAAACACUUCUGCUCAUGUCGCUAUACUGUCAGAACUCUCUCAAGCCACAUGCUUGCUACAUGUACUGCGGUCACGCCGUCCGCACUGCACUCGCCAUUGGCAUCGCACGAGAAUCCACGUCAAGCUCGAAUGAAGACCGCAAAGCCGCACGACGAACCUGGUGGUGCAUCUACUCUCACGAAAUAGACAUGAGCUGCAGUGCCGGUCGUCGAGAUAGCCUUGGCAAGCCUCGAAACUAUCAAAUCGAAAUGCCACAUAUUAAACCUCAUAUCACCAAUGCCCCAAACAGACCUGAACUUGAGAACUGCAGCUUCGCAAUGAUCAACGAGAUGGUGCAUUUCGCCGCGAUUUUGCGACGCAUCUCCAAAGAACUAUAUUACGACUCAAAGGGUUUGACUCUGCUGCAAAAGUCAGCUGUUGCGAAGGAGCUCGAUACUCUUCUCGACGACUGGAAGGCUCGGCUGCCAGAGUAUCUUGACUUCAGCCGCGUGUCCUUCCGUGAAGCAGAGUGGGCAGCGAAACAGAAACUCGUCUUGCAUCUACGAUACUUGAACGCACGAAUAGUGUUGCAUCGACUCUUCUUGGAAGCACCUAUGAGCACGACAAAGGCACAAUUGUCUGGCCACGUCGAUGCAUGUCUUGAAGCGGCCCGGGCAACAAUCCGAGUCAUGUACGAUGCGUAUACUAAUCGGCACUACUUUCGCACGUGGUGGUAUAAUUCUACAUAUACUUUGUAUGCGGGAAUGAUUGUCUUGUAUAUCAUCAUGCUGGGUCACACUGCCGUAUCUGGAAACGAGCUACUAGACGAUGUUGUGAAAGCGCAAGAGAUUCUUCAGUCUAUGGAGGAGGCUAUCGUUGCCAGGCGAAGUGCGAAUCUGAUACGAGAAGGUUUGGAGGUUGCGCGCGCUUGUGUUCAGGGCCAACAGAAUCAAUCUGCCCGACCUGAGGCUAGCUCUGAGCAAGACCAUGACACCUCUCAGAUGGAUGUGAACCAUGUGGCAGGCCAGAAUGGGGACAAUUUCUCGAGAACAUUGUUCUCCAAUGCGGUGCCUGGGCAAGACCCUGCGUUGUUGGCCUCCAUCAUAGAUCCAAAUUUGCUGCAAGACUUUACGGCAGCUGAUAAGGACAUGUCCGGUUUGCAAUUUUCUGCGUUUCCGUUUGACGGCUUUUAUGGCGACGGACUAGAUAUCGAUCUGACAUCAAUGAUGGUUUGA
Pochonia chlamydosporia 170 is the source of this 2433-nucleotide messenger RNA. Its product is annotated as Zn(2)-C6 fungal-type DNA-binding domain-containing protein. The transcript has 4 exons. Gene Ontology annotation, biological process: DNA-templated transcription; positive regulation of transcription from RNA polymerase II promoter by galactose. Bases 1 to 2433 code for a protein of 810 amino acids. Gene Ontology annotation, cellular component: nucleus. NCBI's taxonomy places the organism in Eukaryota, Fungi, Ascomycota, Sordariomycetes, Hypocreales, Clavicipitaceae. The record is from RefSeq and is a predicted model, not a curated record. Gene Ontology annotation, molecular function: zinc ion binding; DNA-binding transcription factor activity, RNA polymerase II-specific; RNA polymerase II cis-regulatory region sequence-specific DNA binding.